Molecule: messenger RNA, 228 nt
Organism: Sparassis crispa
Lineage: Eukaryota; Fungi; Basidiomycota; Agaricomycetes; Polyporales; Sparassidaceae
Exons: 1
Coding region: 1-228 (75 amino acids)
Source: RefSeq, a predicted model, not a curated record
AUGCAGCUCGAGCUUUUGACAUGCGCCAGCAACUCGCCGGUCGCCAGACCCUGGUUCGCGGACGCGACCUACCACAAUAGAGGGCCUUCUCCUCUGGGAUCUCAGCGCACGGCAGACGAUCUCCUGCGCGAAGCGAAAUCCGAUGCGGCACAGCGUGCUCGCCUGCCGCGUUCUCGGCUCAGCUUCGCCCCCAACGGCAAAAGGGCGAACCGGCCAGCUGGAAAUUAA